UAAGUAUCACUACAGCAGCAACUAUGAAGUACCUAAGGAUUCUAUGUGUUGCUGGAAUAGCUUACUCCUUCCAGUACUCAGUAAUGGAAGUACAGUGCGAACUGAAGAUUUAUUACCAUGCAAGAUCUGUGGGAGGACUUUUUUCUCAAGUGCACUAAAAAAACAUGUUCCGAUUUGUCAAAAAACUGCUACUAAGAAAAGAAAAACAUUUGAUUCCAGCAGACAAAGAGCGGAGGGAACUGAUAUUCCCACAGUAAAACCUCUGAAACCACGGCCAGAACCCCCAAAGAAGCCAUCAAACUGGAGACGAAAACAUGAGGAACUCUUAGCAGCAAUAAGAGCAGCCAAAGGAGUUGAUCAGGUUCUUAAAGAAGGUGGCAAGCUACCACCACCACCACCACCUUCUUAUGACCCAGAUUAUAUCCAGUGCCCAUAUUGCCAGAGAAGAUUUAAUGAAAGUGCAGCUGAUCGGCAUAUAAUUUUCUGCAAAGAACAGGCAGCUCGUAUUUCUAAUAAAGGAAAAGUGGUUACUGAUUCUAAAGGGAAGCUUCCUACUAGAUCCCAGUACAAGUCACCCUCUGUAAAGAAGAUGCCUUCCACGGGAAUAACAUCGCCAGGCUCAUCACGUUUGCCGCAGCCAAGUACACCUGCAAAUAAAAUAUUGUCUACGAGUGGACCUGUGGGAAGCAAGAUCCAGAGUUCAUCUCCAGCUCAUAAAAACUCAGUGAGGACAAGCCCACAAACGGGAGGCUCCAUGAAAUCACGGACGGUAGUGCCGACCAGUAUGGCACGGAGCACUGGCAUGGGCAUGAUGGCAAACAAAAAAAAAGGCUAUGGCACUGAAAGUUACUGUAACAGGACUGGAUACGAGAGUGGAGACUGUUCAUCUGUCAAUGGAGGAAGCUCUAAAAGCAGUGAAGGAAAUUCUCCUGCACAGUUACCAAAAUUCUGUUAUGAAUGUGGAGCCAAAUACCCAGUUGAAUCUGCAAAAUUCUGCUGCGAAUGUGGAGUUCGACGAAUGGUUUUGUGAACACAUUGUAAAGAAAUAUAAAAGAGAAUAAGCUGUUUUGUUGCUAAUGGCCUCCAGAGAUCUGUACUGUACCAUCCCAUCAGAAUUCAUGCUAGAGCACCAUAAUUUUCCAUGAGCUUGUCUUUUUGGUUGCAGAGUAAUUUAUAUAUAAAUAGAUCAAAAUAUACUGUAUAUAAAUGAUAAGUACUUAAAACUGUACCAUUCAAGAAGAUAUUCUUGAGACACUAAUGGAAUUUCUUUAAUGGAGCAAAAUGUUAACUCAAGAAGUAGUAGGGUUUUUGUAAUCCUGUUAUGUAUUAUACCCAGAUGCUAGUCCUAAAUAAUUUUAUCUUAAAGGGAAUGUUGAAUAAAGAAUUACCAUAAAAUAUUAAGUCAGCACAUUACUGGAGGAGCAGCUCAUCCUAAAUCUUUUAACAAUAGUUGAGAUUGUUCUCAUUUGGCUAUAUUAUUCUCCUGACCAAUUGGCAUUUUUUCCCAGGGUCUGCAUACAAAAGACUUAAUAUUUUUCCUUGCUUUGUUUUCUCAUAUCCUUAAUUAAUUCAAAAAAUAACCUACUUUUUCUUUAAAUUCAUGUAGUUUUGCAGAGUAAUUCAACCUUCAAGCAUCUGUGGAACCAAUCCACCAACCCACGCUGCUCAGAUGAGUUUCAAUGAAAUGAAUAGAACGUGUGAAAGAACUUCGUGCAUUCUGUUCAUUAUCAGCCUUUCCCCAUAAUGUUCUUCUUUCCCAUCGCUGUAAAACCUUGUUCUUUUCUUUUCCCCAAAAAGAAAAUGAUAAACAUAGGCUGAAUUGUUUGUCCAGUGUAUUCUGAACUAAUUUGUAAAACAUUUCUUGCCCUUUAUAGAGAGAGCCCUGCAGUUAUUUCACAGUGAUUGUAAGAUACAAUUGGAAAAAAAUCACGUUUAAAAACUGGUUAUGGUGUAAAUUGGUUUCAAACAACACAUUUGGGUUAUAGUGUACCUACUGUGGUGUUAGUACCUUCUAAGGUAAAACUAAAAUUCACUUACCUUCAAAAUGAGAAGAGUGAUCCACUGAGGACCUUAACCUUCAUCAGUAUUACCCACCACUUUCAACCAUUUAAUCUAUGAAAAUCUUUCUUAAUUGUGCCUUUGUUACUUCCUAUCAUUUUUCAAGUAUAACAAUUUUUGAGCUUUCAGAUGGG
This is a messenger RNA of Eublepharis macularius, 2192 nucleotides long. It is a transcript of the gene ZC2HC1A, whose product is annotated as zinc finger C2HC-type containing 1A. Lineage: Eukaryota; Metazoa; Chordata; Lepidosauria; Squamata; Eublepharidae. Bases 44 to 1030 code for a protein of 328 amino acids. The transcript is spliced from 9 exons. The record is from RefSeq and is a predicted model, not a curated record.